Etheostoma spectabile (orangethroat darter) is the source of this 2111-nucleotide messenger RNA. Its product is annotated as solute carrier family 22 member 5. Gene Ontology annotation, biological process: transmembrane transport. Lineage: Eukaryota; Metazoa; Chordata; Actinopteri; Perciformes; Percidae. The transcript is spliced from 11 exons. The record is from RefSeq and is a predicted model, not a curated record. Bases 388 to 2103 code for a protein of 571 amino acids. Gene Ontology annotation, molecular function: transmembrane transporter activity. Gene Ontology annotation, cellular component: membrane.
AGUGUGAAGCCUCAGAGGGAUCCAGACUGCUGCAACAGGAGUAUUAACAGCAUUUGUAUUCAGAGGGAAACAAUUUCCACUUAUUGUAGUACUUAGAUGUGGAAGAACUGUUUUUUAUUGUUGUUUUACUUGUAAUAACAGAGAGUACUUGUACUUACUUGUGUGGUAUUGCGUAUAUAUUGGUAGCUUUUGAACUUAUUGUUAUAUUACUUUGUCAGAGUGAUAUUUCUACAUGUAGUUUUAAAAGUAUUUGUAGUUUUAAGAUAGAUCUUUGUGCAUUGAUUGUUAGAUACUUCAGUGGACAUAAUAGCACUUAAUGAAUGAACUGAUGAAAAAUAUAGACUGCUGAUGUAAAUCAAAAAUACGAGCCGAGUAGAGUCCACUACAAUGCAGGACUAUGAGGAGUCAGUGUCGUUCCUGGGGACGUGGGGCCCGUUUCAGAAGAGAACCUUCUUCCUGCUCUGUCUCACCACCAUCCCAAGUGGAUACAACCUUCUGGCCGUCAUCUUCCUGCUGGCAACGCCCCCCCACCAAUGCUACAUCCCCGACAGUAGCAACCUAAGCCAGGACUGGAUCCAGACCAGCAUCCCAGUACAGCAGGUGGCUGGGCGGGUUGAGAGGAGCAGUUGUAGCCGGUAUGAGCUGAACCUGGUGCAGAACCUGUCUGCUCUGGGAACCAGUCCCAGCCUGGACCUAAUCCACAACCUGUCAGGGCCAGAGUUUCUUCUCUCGAGCCUGAAGCAGGAGGGCUGUAAAGAUGGAUGGACCUACAGUACUGAGCACUACCAGUCUACUGUAGUCACUGAGUUUAACCUGGUGUGCAGGGACCAGUGGAAACAGCCUCUGACCUCUGUUGUGUACUUCAUGGGAGGACUGUUCGGAUGCUUCAUCUCUGGACAGAUCUCUGACCGAUUUGGCAGGAAGCCUGUUCUGUUCGGUGCCAUCACCGCGCUUAGCAUCUUCAGCAGUGCUGUGGCCUUUGCUCCGUCCUGGCCCGUCUUCACCAUGCUCUUCUUUUUGCUGGGCCUUGGUCAGAUCACCAGCUACAUAGCUGCGUUUGUUCUGGGUUCAGAGAUCCUGAUCGGUUCGACUAGAGUUCUCUUCUCAAACCUGUGUUUGCCUUGGGUCUACGUGUUCGGUAUGAUGGUGCUGCCUGUCACCGCUUACCUGGUUAGGAGCUGGAGACACCUGUCACUGACCAUGGCUGUGCCCGGCCUGGCCUGUAUCCCCCUCUGGUGGUUGAUCUCAGAGUCUCCUCGCUGGUUGGUGUCUCGUGGCCGUUUUCAGGAAGCAGAACUCCUGCUGAGGUCCGCAGCUCUGGAGAACCGAGUGGAAGCUCCUCAUGUCAUCUUCCUCUCAGCCAACGUUGAAAAAGCAACAAGUGAGAAGGCAGAGUCCCCCAAUUUUCUGGACCUGUUGAGGACUGCAAACAUUCGACAGAUUACCUUUAUUCUCUGGCUCAUCUGGUUUUCUUUGAGCGUAAGCUACUUUGGACUAUCAUUCAAUAUGUCUGGUCUCUAUGGCAACCCUUUCCUGAACUACUUCCUGGUGACGGCUGUUGAGCUCCCAGCAUACGCUGCCAGUUGGCUGGCGGCACGCAGUCUUCCUCGCCGCCUGUCGUACAUCAGCUUCACCCUGCUGGGGGCGCUAGCUCUGCUCCUCAUCCAAAUCACUCUGUACAGGUAUCCAACUCUCACCCUGACUCUGGUGCUGCUCGGUAAAUUUGGCCUUCUGGCUGGUGCUGGGGUGUUAUACAUGUUCACUGGUGAGCUGUCUCCCACAGUCAUCAGGAACACAGCAAUGUCCUCUUGUGCCAUGUUCUCCAGAGUGGGGUCCUCUGUUUCCCCGCACCUGCUGCAGCUGGCUGUGUUCAAUGAGUUCCUGCCAUGGAUCGUCGUGGGUUCCCUCUCUGUGCUCAGUGUUCUGGUCUGCGUCUUCCUGCCAGAGACCUUCCAACAGCCGCUGCCUGACACCAUCCAGCAGAUGGCGCUAACACAGCGGUUCAGGUGGCCAUGGACCCCAAUGCCUCUUCCAGAGGAUGAUGGGAAAUCAGCUAAAGACCAGACUACUGCUCCUGAGAUCGUCUGCACAACUCACCUAUAAGACUCACA